Molecule: messenger RNA, 2055 nt
Organism: Cucurbitaria berberidis CBS 394.84
Lineage: Eukaryota; Fungi; Ascomycota; Dothideomycetes; Pleosporales; Cucurbitariaceae
Exons: 3
Coding region: 1-2055 (684 amino acids)
Biological process (GO): RNA 3'-end processing
Cellular component (GO): TRAMP complex; nucleolus
Molecular function (GO): poly(A) RNA polymerase activity; mRNA binding
Source: RefSeq, a predicted model, not a curated record
AUGGGGGACUCGUACCGCCCCAGCCGAAACGAGCGCGAUCGCCCGCCAGCACUUGCAGACCGCAUGACGUUCACCCACGGUGGUGGAGACAACUACCGGCCAGGUGGCCCACAGCGACAGCAAGGUCGCGCAGGCAACCAGUCUGAGUUUACGUUUGAGGCGCAUCAUCCUGCUCCGCGCUUUCCGCCCGCUGGGCCGGCGAACGCAGGCACGCGUGACCCAAAUAGAAGACGCAACCGCGGCGAUUUAGGCGCACGCGGCUACAGACGUGGGGAUUCGUCUCAUCCCCACGGUAGAGGAAACGCAAACGGUUUCCGCAGAGGAGGUUACCGCAAGGCUGCGCCCCACGAGCGCGCUCUGCUCACUCAUAGAGAUGACGGCAGCCCUGAGCAUGCCAUGGGUGUCUCUGAUGGCCCCAACAAGUUCUUGGACCUAGACGAUUUGCCUGACGACGAAGAGGCAGAAAUGGGAGUGGAGAGUGGCAAGUCUGUCGGUGAUGACAGCGACACAGACGGUCAGGAUGGAAACCAGAAGGUAGCCCGGACGCAGGCGAUCACCCGUGCCGAUGGCGAUUCAGUACCAAAGUGGUCCAAUCCUGAUCCGUACACUGUAUUACCACCUCCCGACGAGACCACCGGGAAGAAGACGGAUUUCGUCAAGUUGAUUCGCAAAGCGAAGAACCAGGCGGCUGAGAAGGCGGCCGGGCACAACGCUGUAGCUGCCAACGAUGAUUUCAUCUCUUUUGGUGACGAAGACGGAGUUGUCGAGGAAUCGGAACUGCGGGCACAAGAAGACGAGGUACCUGUGUCGACUCGGCAGCGGCCCAAUGCUACCGCAAGGCGACCUGUACAGACUUCGCUGAGCGAAGUCGCCUAUAUUGACUCUAUCGUCAAUGGGUCACAUAACACACAUCAAGCAGCUGGACCAUCUGAUCAACUACAGUAUCCCGUCCGAUCAAAUAAACGUAAGCAUGGGGGCUUUGGAGCAGGCAUUGUUCAGGCAUGGUUGCCUCAGCCCAACUCAAACCCGACGCCUUGGCUCCUUGCCCCCGAAACAUACUCUCACCUCGCUCGUCAGCCAGACAAAUGGCUUCAUAACGAGAUACUGGAUUUUUACGACUUCGUAGCACCUCAGCCUUUCGAGCAUGAAAUUCGAAACAAAUUGGUCCAUCGGGUGAAUAGUGCUCUUGGACCUCGCAGGUUUCCCCAAGAUUCUGGUCGCAUCCUCUGUUUUGGGUCGUUCCCAGCAGGGUUAUACCUACCAACAGCUGACAUGGAUCUGGUCUACACCUCAGAUAGGCAUUACAACGGAGGUCCCCCAGUUCUAGAUUUCUCCCAGAAGGGCGCCCACAAGUCAUUACUUUACAAGGCGGCGAGGAGGUUGACAGAUUUGCGCAUCUGCCGUGGUCACCCCAACGUUAUUGCCAACGCCAAGGUUCCCAUCAUCAAGUUCACGGACGAUCUCACUGGCCUCGAGGUAGAUAUCUCCUUCGAGAAUCUAAGCGGCGUCCAAGCUCAAGCAACAUUCGCGGAGUGGAAGCGUCUGUAUCCGGAUAUGGUAUUCAUGGUAGCUCUCCUGAAGCAAUUCCUUGCCAUGCAUGGGCUUAAUGAGGUCCAUACGGGUGGCAUUGGCGGCUUCAGCAUAAUAUGCCUCAUUGUGAGCUAUAUCCACCAUGCUGAGAAACCAGCCAAUCUCGGAGAAUGUUUCCUAGGAUUUCUCAAAUAUUACGGCCACUUCGAUCUCUCCAGGAAGCGUAUCCAAAUGCACCCUCCGGCCAUCGUUGACAAGACCUCAUAUGGAAUCGACAAUCGACCGGAGAAACCGGACGGCCUCUCUAUUCAAGACCCAAAUCGCCCUGACAACAACGUUUCCGGCGGAUCAUCCAAAGCCAAAGAUGCGUUCAAAGCGUUCGGAAUGGCGUACAAAACACUAGACGACCGCAUGAAAGCUUCGGCAGCCGGUCACAAGAUCGGGCCGAGCAUUCUCGAAUGUAUUUUCGGCGGCAAUUACGAGACGUACAUAAAUCAACGGCGCCACCUAAAGUCUGUCAAGUAA